Molecule: messenger RNA, 10988 nt
Organism: Schistosoma haematobium
Lineage: Eukaryota; Metazoa; Platyhelminthes; Trematoda; Strigeidida; Schistosomatidae
Product: guanine nucleotide exchange factor 9, variant 3
Exons: 3
Coding region: 1552-1884 (110 amino acids)
Molecular function (GO): guanyl-nucleotide exchange factor activity; protein binding
Source: RefSeq, a predicted model, not a curated record
AGAGGUCAUCCUAGAAUUCUCUAGGUCACUUUGGGCACUACGGUUUUGCGCAGUUGGUGAUGCGUCUUGAUUCAUUCAGACAUAAAAGCGUAUUAUUAGGGUUUGAAAAAUACUGAAUACGUCUGUUGAACUUUCUGUAUAACGGUAAGUUUCCAGUACAAACUAUGUAUGAUCGUAACAGACGUUCUGUUUGUGUAUCUAUCUCAUCCCGUUCUUACCGGAUAAGAAUUCAACUAAGUCAGAUUAGAAUGAGGUAACUGGGAACCUGUUGUUCUAAUCCUGUUAGAAUUAUCCUCCCGUAUGGUCUCUUUGUACUCCCAUAUACCCCUUUGGGACUAGUAAUUGUGAUUUUGCGUCUGGUAAUAUUUCUUCACGCGUUCCUAGCUUCAUGGGUGCUAUCUCAGUUCGAAUCCCUUCGAAGGUUGGUUAUAUCGGUACUGAACUCUAUAUUCAGAUUCGUGCUGCGCUCUAUGUGCACUGUUCUGGGUUUAGUUGUAUAUAUCGAUUCAGAUCUUCGUACCGAUCGAAACACAUGUAUGCCUUUUGUAUCCAAUUAUGUUACUUUGUUUGACCACUUGGUACUGUGUCUAUCCGAGGAUUGUAUCACAGUAAGUUUUCCUACUGUUUUUAUCACAUUUGUAACAUGUACAGGUUCUAACAUAACUACUAGAUUAUAUAAGUUUAAUCCCAAUCACUAACGGGAGUCGGUCCAAAAGUAGCACCUAAGUCAUAUUUACUAACACCCGAUAAUAAUUGCAUUUUGUGGUCUUAAAAGAAUGUUCAGCUUCAUUGACCAAGCGUUACUGUGAUGUUAUAUUAUGAAAAGCUUACCACAGAAGGUCUGCUCGAACACUUGGUCAAAUUAAAGCUUACGGGAAGUGGCCCCCUAAGAAAACCACCUGCUCCGGUUUGCGCACCCGGGCAGUAUCACAGCCCUCACACAUAUCGAAUGAGAUUCGCGUGGCGCAUAUGUAUUUGGUGCCUCCUUGUACCAAUAUCUGUGUUAAAAUCAAUAAUAAAUAUAAUUAUGAUGGUGUGUCAUUAGAACUCUUAAACCUUAUUUUUAGAGUUGACCACUAUCCCCAUUUCUAUUGAAUCGUUGUAGUUUAAUUAUAUAGUAGGUUUUCGUGCUGCAAAACAUAGGAGGAACCAAGUUCAAACAAAGAAACCGUCCCAUUGUGUAUCUGUAGUCUUUAAAAAAACUAAUAGCAUUCACAUUUCUAGCCAUUAAUUCAACUUUCUGGGUAAGUGCCAAGUAUUGAAACGGAGUCUCCUACAUACAGUCGGUCAGCAUUCGUCAAUUUGCUUUGGAAGCAUACAUUAAUUUCACGAGUAGUAUAGGCCGACACAGCAUAUAUAAUAAUCAUCCUCUGAAUUUUUUUAGUUUGUAAAUAAACCUGUAAGUUGACUUCUGUAUAGUUAGCUCUCUCGUGAGUUUAACUUACAAACGCUGAACUCUUCUUUUGAAAUCCCACCGUGUAAGAUGUUCUUUCAUCCGCUAGUGUGUUUUUUGGAACUUAUGAACUUGUCCAUACUUGACGUGUGCAUGCAAUGAGGACUGAUUUUUUAAUUAUUAAUAAUCAACAGCCGAAUACACAUGUCUUCCAUUGGAAGUCAAUUCCACAUAACAAAGAAAAGACUCGUUCCGUUCCUGAAUUCGUCCUUCGGUGUGCACGAGACAAUCAUCAACCUGUUCAUCUACUUCCUGAAAAAGCACCAUCUGGUUCUUCUGACUGCCUUUUCAAGUUUGAUCACAAGAUGUUUGGUUCAGUGGAUAAAGUACAACCUGUGGCGCUUAAGGUUAAUCGAAUCUUUCCUAUUAAAUUAGUAAGUCAACUGUUUUCAUUUGGUUAUAUUCACCAUUCCGUCAAUUUUUCCGAGUAAUUUUUAACUUAUGAUCAUUCACGGUUAUGUGAUAUUUAAUUGCGUAAGAUGUGAUGAUUAAAAUUUUGAUUUAUAAGUCAGCGGAUUAUGAAUGGCCUUACUACAGUGAAUUAGUUCUCAAAUAAUGUAAUAAGUCAAAUUAAUAUUUGCAAAUGAAGACAGGUGAUUAGAAGUUAAAGAAAAUGAUGUUGGGUAAAUAUGCAUUCACAAACAGAAUUAGUUUCUCAAAUCACGUCUAUACUGAAAAGUAUUAUACUUAUACUUCACUUACAUAAUUUUUCAGAAGCACUUAAUCGGUUAAUUUCUCAGUGGGAUAUCAGGUUUUAACACUUAUCACACAACAAGUUUUGUAUUACGUAUUAGUUACAUUGUACCCUUCAUUUAUACUAAGUCACGAGGAGUCAGGGCCAUAGUAUUUGCUUACUCAUCAGGUUUUGCAUAAUUCGACUUUUUAAUGAGUGAGUUAACUUUGUAAAUAGGGAUGUUUGGUAACCUUUUUUGUUUAUAUGGUUAAAUAAAGCAUUAGAGUAUUAUAUUUCCUCCUGCUUUGAGAGUUAGUAUCAAUAAAACCCCAUGUACACGUCAUUUUAGUCUGUAUAGUUACUCACUGAGACUUGUUACUAGACUGGUAAUUUUUCUAAUAACUUUGGGUUAAACUCUUUACACAACACUAGAUUAGUAGUUUGUUUGUUAAGCAAACUGACACUUGAUGUUUCACUUUCAUUUUUUUAGAUUAAAGUCACCAUACAAAUGUGGUCAGCCAAUAUAUGGCAUAUGUAUCGUCUAUUAGGCUGGUUGACUAUUUAGAUCUUUCGUACUUUUGAUUUGUAAUAGUAAACACGAGCGAAUAAAGUAAAAAGUAUCCGUAUUUUAUGAGUUAACAUCUAAGUACGUGGAUAUUUUCAAGAAUCUUAAUUCAUAAAAAGCAAGACAUAGUGAAAGCAGUUAUAAAGGAUGCAUUCUUACUGGGCUUUCUUGACUUAAGCAAUGCAUUGAUUCACUGCAUUAUAAGUAGCAUAUUGACUUCAUUGUCGAACGAUAUUUCGUAUGCCCAAUUUUUUAUUGUUUACACUAAUUCUAUUCUUUCUAUUAUGGUAUUAAUUUCGUUAAUUUCAUCUAACAACAGUGGUGUAGCACGACAACAACGGAGAUUUGUACUCUGUCCUGCGUUAUUGAUGAUUAACUGACAGACGGCCUUCAUUGUGGAGAAAACCAACAGUUAAUAACAGCUUCAACGUGUUGAACGCCUAAAAAACUCGAUUAACGACAUGUCAUUUAUGCAAACAAAAGUUACAUUAAUUAUCUGCUUUCACAGAAAAUUGUCCAUCAGUUAUAGUUUAAGUUUUUGAUUGUCUCAGGUGAAGUCGAAAAGUGAGAUAUCACUUUGUCAAAUGUUUCGUAUUGCGUAAGGAUAUAAAUCUACGAAAAUCACAGUUAGAUGAUCACUUACUCUCUGUCACUUAUGGUCGGUAAGAAAUUAGAAAAAACACUUGCGGUUCAAAAAGAAUCUAGUGGUGGGGUUUCGACAACUCAACAGAGUCUCUAAUGCAUGCAUAGGAGCAUUGAUUAUGGUUCUUAUUCUUUAGUUUGAAAGUGGUGCCUCACACUACAAUGUGUAGCUUAUCGGAUGCCACUAGUAAUGCCGAUCCGUUUCUUCUCAGUGGAUUAAACUACUUACUCGCCACAAUAAUUGUUUGCACCCUGAACUGCAACAUUUAUUUCAAUGAGUGUUACGUAUUAAGCAUAUCAAAAUGUACCACUUGUUUACCAAAGAAAUGCUUUCAGUGUUACUUUAACGUCUCGUGAUAAAGCCUUUUAUUGGAAACACCCAUUGAUUGAUUAUAAUGUAUAAACAAAUAGUGUCAUUGCAUUGAUGUCUGGCUUGUGGUUUGUACAAGGAUAUAAGGUUCUUAGAAACCUUUUUGGAAACAGCUUAAACUAGUGCUAAACCCAGAUCUCAAUCUAAGUUACUCUGUUGUUUUUUUCAGCAAUCAACUAAGUUUUUGUCAUUCUUGUUUUGUUUGAUAUUUCAGUUCAUUAACUAACUUUUUUCUAUACUUAUUUAAGUUGUGUUUAAAAUCGUCAGCCAAAGAUAGGAACUUUCUUGAGCUUUUAGUUUCAUCCAACGUAUAGGCAAAUAGUCACCGUUUCUAAGAUGUCUGUCAUUUCAAAAUGAUUUCGCAUAGUCUUUUUUUGAAUGGCGUUUAUCACUCCUACGUGCUAAAAAUUGCAACACAUUGUUUGCGUUUAUUGGAAUUUUUCGAACAAAUAUUGCUUGUUUUUAAUCUAAAGUAAUCUAUCAUACUUCACCACUGAGUUAUUGUUCGUACCUGUUUACUUUAUUAUGAUGACCUAUCUCGUUUUUCCAAGGUAAGUUUGGCUAUUUGAUAUUCGGUCUUUAUGCAGUUUCUUUUCAAAGAAGCUUACGACUACGAAACAGAUUUUAAAAUAUUGCUCGUUAGUAUUCAAACAUGCUGUGCUUCAUUUAUACCAAUACAUAAAUUUAUUGUAGGUGGUUCAUCCUGUUUUUUGGUUUAUGGAGCUUUUGUGGCAGUUCUUCACUCCUUUUACAUAUUAUCAUGUCAAAUAUUUAACUCCAAUUAGUCGGAUGUCUAAUGAAACAGAUGAGGAUUUCUGUGAAAGGGUUCGUUCUGCUAUUGCUUAUUCCCUCGGAGCUACACUCAGCCCAAUAAAUGCUGAACAUCUGGCAGAUGUGAGUGUUAAAAUAAUUUCAGGUCCUAAGUGUACACAUUUUGCACAGUUAAUAACAAGAGUUUAUCUCCUGUAAUUAUUGACAAUUUAUUACGUAUAAGUUUAGUUGUAGACAUAAUCAUUCGGAAUUCCAAGUGCACACACGAAUAUUUCAGCUCCUCUUACGUCGCUUGAUAGACAGACACGAAUUACCUAUGCAUUUAGAACUAUGUAUGUUUUUCUUUAUGUGACAUUUUAACGUAGUAAUCAUUCUUUGCAGUAUAUUUCUGUAUUCAUUAAUUAGUUCAAAUACUAUUCUCUGAAAUAUGUAUUCAUCUAUCUAGGACAGUUUAAUCAGUGUUUGGUUUGCAUAUAUGCCUGUGAAGCAAUUAGGUAUGUGGUUAAAAAAUAUGCGGAGCAGUCGUACCGUGGAUCAUCUAGCAGUUCUAUGUGACCUGGUUUGCACAUUCUAGCUUCAAUUGACUCAUGAUCUCAACUACUGAGAUUACUACAAUCUCCACAAAACCUCUUCUGAUACUAAUCAACAUAUACUCACCAGUGACUGGCUUCGAGAGGUAUAUCCUGGAGUUCUAGUUAGAAGCAGUGACCGGUGGAGUUCAACCGGGUCUGUUGUGAGGUAGUAACUCACUGAUGACAAUGGUGGUUGGUUCGCUCAAUUUCGUGGAUUAGUCGAAGUUAUACAUUACCGUUGGAUGCCGGCUCAGUGGUCUAAUGGUUAAGCGCUCGUGCGCGAAACUGAUAGGUCCUGGGUUCGAUACCCGCAAGGCGGGGUCAUGAAUGUGCACUGCUGAGGAGUCCCAUACUAGGACGAAACGGCCGUCCAGUGCUUCCAGGUUUUCCAUGGUGGUCUACCUUCAAUUGACUCAUGAUCUCAACUAUUAGAACGAAUAAAUUGUGUGUGAUAGUUCUAAUGUUUUAGCAGUCGGAUGUCAGUGAUCCUCAAAUAACAAGGGUGACUCCAUAACUGAGUAUAUAAACGUGUAUAUGUUCCGUUAGUCUAGUGAUUUAUCGUUGAAAGCUAAGAUAGUGUCCCUAAAUAGAUGCUUUCUACUAAAAUACUUAGCUGCCGUAGCUUAUAGUUGGAGAUCAUUUCCAGUACCCCAAUAAAAUUAAAAAGCAUGUUCUGUCCUACAGCUUGUUGAACUUUGGACAAAAACAUCAAUAGAAUAAUGAUAAGUAUGUUUUGUAAGUUUUCAUCACAUUUUUUCCUUUAUAUAUAUAAACUAACAGUUUCAUCAACUUAGUUUCUUAAAUCUCAUUACAUAAAAAUAGAUUCAAGCCCGUGAUGCACCAUCCUCGAGUCGUGUUUAAAAUAACUAAACAGUUAAAAAAAAUGAUCCGAAAUACAUAGUGUAAGUUGGUACAAACAACUAAGCUAUUUGUUUGAAAAAUUAUCUUAAUCAAGUCGUAAGAUUUGUUGACAUUCCAGAAUGUAUUACGCGACUUUCCAAAUUGUGUAGCCUAAUUGGUUAAUCUAAAUUAUCAUAUUGGUUCUGGUCCGAAAUCUCUUUCCGGAUACAAUUGUUUUUAUCAAAUCAUUUUCCUAUGAGAUAGUUCUCCCCUAAAUUACUUUUUACUUCUAGUACACUGGAGCGGAAUCACCCAUUGCUUCGCUUUCUAUCCAUAAUGCGCGAUCUUGUACUAUGUCUAGUUUAUCCGCAACGCCACCCAGUUCCCCUUUGUCUAGAAAGCAUUCUACGAGUUCAUCAAGCGAUUCUUUAAUUUCAAACAUACUCGAGUCUGAUGGAGUUCGUCUUCGCCACUGUAUUCAGCCCAAUCAUAAAGCCUCCGAGACCUACUCAUGCUUCACUUUCGAACAUCUAGUACCUCGAAUCAGUGAAAUACUUCGUGACAUACCGGCGUUUCGGAUCCGUGAAGCUCUUGGUAAGGUUUUAUAUUUAGUGUAACACUUCUUAGUUAGGUAGGAACUAUAAUUCUGCUUGUAAUCCAAUUUUUAGGCUUUUGAUGUGUAAAGCAACUAUCCAUACGUACACGGUUUUACACUCGUUUUGGUAUAGUAAAACACUAGUAGUAUUUCUUUGAGAUGCUUGUAAGAUAACUGUCAGCAGUGUCCGAUAUGAAAAUCAGAUACGUUCUUACUGAGACCCAAUAACAAUCUGUUCUUUACACCACAUACCAAAUUAUUGGACAAUGGCCUGAAAUUUACUUCUCAAGUGUGGUUACCUGGGGAUAAGUGUUUGAACUCAGUAUAUUGCAUUCUUCACUUAGGCACGCAGAAUUGAUUCAUUUCUACUGCGAAACUGAGUCAACUAUGAGACAAGAAAAGUGUAUGGGCUCUUAGGAUAUAUCGUAGCUUAGAUACCAAAGUUUCACUGUCAGUCUCAGAAAUUCAGAAUUUUAAAAGCCUAUCGAAAAAGAUCACAUAGAGGUUUUAAGGUUAUUACGCAAAUAUUGUAAGUGCCAGAUAUUGUCAUAAUUGUUACAGUCUCGUAGGUUUUUGAGGGAGUUUCAGUCAGUCGCAUUCAAAACUAUUUAGCACUAACAAAAUUAUGCUGAGGAAUACUAGGGAAACCAACCACAGUACUGAUUAUCAUGUCCUAGAGAAUAAGAUACUUACUGAACGUAUUUCAUUAUAUGUAGCUGGUGAUUCAUAUUUUUGUUACGAAAGUAAAAUCAUACUGAUGUUAAAGUAGGAACAUGAUAAAUUAUCUUGACAUAAUGUAAUCUACACCUUUUGAUUGCUGAACGACUUAUUCUGAUGUAGAGGAAAAUCUGUCAUAUGUCAAUGAAUUUUAAGUUGGUUCAAUAUUUUUGUAUGAUAAAAAUAGGAAGUCAAUGUACGUAACCUUCAUUUUGUAUAUGGUUUUUUGUUUCUACCUUAAAAAUAUCACGUUUUUUUUAACCCAGUGUAAAUAUAUCCGCAAUUGAUACAUUUUUUGUUUAGUGAAUACUCAAGGUGACGUUGAAUCAGCUAUUGAUUACCUUUUGGAAAAUCCACAUGACUCGGAUACUCAACGAGACAGUAAUCAGGGCGACCCCACUAUGUCUGCUAUGUCUCCCAGCAGGUUCACAGUUGCUGCUCCACAGUUCCUACCAAACUCUAGUUCACGUCAAUUGAGCCUUAGUGAACGUCGUGAAGCUCUUUUGAACCAUGCGCGUCAGCUGUAUCGUUCCCGUCAGCAAAGAUCCACCUAAUUCAUGAAGUAACAUCCCGCUGUUUGACAGUCCUUUAAAGUUAAUGAACUGUGAUUCCUCCCGUAUACUUUUGACUGCCAACUACUUUCUCGUUAACUCGAAUGUUAAUAAGUCAAAACCCCAUCUGAUAAAUCCUGAUUACUUUAAUUCUGAGUUUAUUAGUUUCUCAUCAUUGUAUCAUAUCAAAAUAUCUUUCGAUUUUAUAUGGUUUUGCAUUAUUUGACAUUACCUGACUUCGUGGUGGUCUAUAUAGUCUUAAAAAUUCCCAUAUUGUGAAUUAGACCAACAUAUAUAAGCGAACAAUAUUGUUUUCAAGUAGAUCCUCAUAAGGCUUUACCCCAAUAUACAGUAAUGUUCAUAUGCAUAUACGAAAUUAUUAAACCAAUCAAGACGGUUUAUGAGUCAAUGGUAACAGUGGAAUAGACUACAUAAAUAAACAUAAUAAGUAAAGAGUACAAAUUGGUAGUGUGAUGACAGGUUACUAGUUGUGAUAAGAAUAAACAGAAAUAGGUCAUUCAAAGCUAUUUAUCGUAUUCCUACUAGUUUUCCUUAUGUAGUUUGAUCUUGUCUCUUACAUGUAGCAGUAGCUAUAGAAAUCCAAGCUAACAAUCCAAGUCAUAGUAUUCAUAAGAAAUUUGUAACAUCUUUAUCUCUCCCUUGACACCAAAUUAGCCUUAAUAAGACUUAUUUAUUAUUACUUCCCAUACUCGUUUGUUUUUCUGCACCUCCUUCCACUCUUUUUCCCAAAUACACGCUUCGUCGUUCAAUCAUCUAAACAGUUCUCAUUACGUAGUCUUAGUAUUUGUGGAUGCUAUUUCAGCAUUUUUAUUUCUUCAAGCCAUUGACCUAUUUCCCAUUAUGAAACAUGAAUUUAGGAGUUUGUUAUUCUUAUCACAACUAGUAACCUGUCAUCACACUACCAAUUUGUACUCUUUACUUAUUAUGUUUAUUUAUGUGGUCUAUUCCACUGUUACCAUUGACUCAUAAACCGUCUUGAUUGGUUUAAUAAUUUCGUAUAUGCAUAUGAACAUUACUGUAUAUUGGGGUAAAGCCCUAUGAGGAUCUAAUUGAAAGCAAUAUUGUUCGCUUAUAUAUGUUAGUCUAUAUAAUCGUUUUGUUAUCAGCGUAGCUGACAUCAAUCAAAAGAGUAUUAUCAAUUAUUUCCUAAGCCUAAGGUUUGUCGCCAACCGACAACUUAAUCUUUAAUAUAGUAGUUAGAAUGACCGAAUCGGACGGUUACUCCUAGAAAUACUUUUUAAUCGUACGAUGACAAGAAAAUUGAUUUAAGGAUGUUAAAAAUGAAAAUUGCCUCGACUUUAUUUGAGACUAUGCGAUGGGCAAAAAAAUUGUUGAAAAUUCCGUCCUUAAUCAUUUAUAUCAAAGAACGUAACUGAUAGAAAUAUCGAACAGAUAGACCGAAAACAGUAAAGAUCAAGAUUAGUAUUUAAGUAGAACUACACCAUAUACACUUUAGGUAAAAAAAAAGUUGGGAGAAGUUUCAAACUCGCCGACAUACCAAGUUAUUAUGUCACUCGAAUAUAGUAAUAAUAUCUAGUUAGGACAGUUAUAUCGUAUUGAGCAAUUUAAAGUUAGGAAUGAUACUUAACCUGAUUGAUUAUUUCCCAACUUGUGUAUUAUAGAUACAUAUCUCGUUAGCCGACCUGGGCUACUUCAGCUCGAGGUGCAGCUUUGGGGUCGUUUUGAAAUUUUUGUGAUGGCAAAUGAACGGUAAACUAAAAUUUUUACUUUACUGAACAUAUUGGUGUUGCAGUGAAAUGAUAAUCCCUCACUCGAGCAAUCGGGUGUCAGAAUGACUGAUCUGCAAAAUUAGUUUCUGAGUUAAAAAAACGCUUCUUAGUGUGCACAACCGUUAACUAGAGGUAAACAUUGUACCAACCCAAUCAGUUCAAACAUGGUUUAAUCCCUCAGGAUCACGUUAGUGUUAAGAUUGCAUGCUCUUAUCGAAUCUAUCACAACUCAGUUGAACAAUUUCAUUUUUUAACAAAUGAGUUGAGUGGAAGUGGCAUAAGUAUGGGGAAUCCGUUUACUUUUUAUUCGCGAAUAUUUAUUAGAGGAUAACUAUGAUUUAAUAAUGUUAUAUCCCCUCACUCUUAAAUAUAUCUGAUUGUUAGGUGUACGUGUAUUAGUAGUUAGUUAUAUCCUUCUUUCUACCAACUAAUUCUUUCUUCCUGUACUAUAUCAUUAUAUGCAAUCUUUCUUUUAUACAUUACCACCAUUGAAUUAAUUCUAUGAGUUCGGUGUUCAUCUUGUUGUGUCAAUGAGGUAUGACAACUGGGACCGAUGCAUAUAUGUGCUUGAUGCUACGUUUUAGCUGACUGAUCAGAACCUACGUAAACCUGAAGCGUGUGAGUAUUAUAGCAUAUCUGAAACAUCGCUGUUCCUACGACGAAAUAUGCGUAAGUCUAAUGUCUGAAAUGUAGCAACACUGUGUCUAGCACUUGAUAAAAGACUCAUCAUGUUUAGGUGAAUUUAUAUCAACCUGAGGCCAAGAUACCUAGUUUUGUCUGUGAAACAUAUUUUAUGAGGGUCAAUUACAUUUUUAAAUUGGUAACGUUCGGCUACAGAUGUCUACAAAGGAUUGGUCGCACGUAGUAGAAUGUCGGGAUCAAGCUGAGUGUACUGAGUAAAAUUAGCGAGUCGGUUGAGACUUUGUACCAACUAAGUCAGUUGAAAUGCCUUAUUACUGGCUACUCUGAUAUCUUUCAUUUCAUGUGGAGUGAUAAAUUCAUUUCUUGCCUUCCUGUUUCAUUGGCUCUUUUUGAGAUAGAAAAUUUUGAUGUUUGGUUCAUUAUCACAAUGAAUACUACCAUAAAUUCGACUUCCUCGUGUGCUAGAGAGAAAUAUGACCGAGUGACUCGAUGCAUGUACUGACUAGAUCUUACACUAAUGAUGAUACUUAACCAUAAUGAUUAAAUCUGUAGAACUAAUGGAUGACAGGUAAAUUUACCAACAAGAUCUGUAGGGUUUUAUUUCAGUCAUAAACGAACAAAUUCCGUCCUUAACUCGUGGUUCAAAUGGCUAGAUUCAAUUAACAUUUUGGGAAGUCCAAACUCAGACUUCUGUGCUUUGUUAAGACAUCGUCUGAUUCUAGGCGAUGUUAUUUUUGAAACUAUGCUAGUUGGGCUGAUUUUUCUGUUAUUAGCACACGAGAAUUAACAAUCGAAGACUGCUGAACAGAACUAGUGCUUGCUCUCAUAUUUCAGUUAGUAAUUACG